Molecule: messenger RNA, 1273 nt
Organism: Dimorphilus gyrociliatus
Lineage: Eukaryota; Metazoa; Annelida; Polychaeta; Dinophilidae
Source: the annotation of a GenBank genome assembly
AAAGAAACAGAGAAAGUAAUAGAAGGGGGGAAAACCCACAAAUAUAGUUUUUUUUUAAAUGUACAAACGUCGUCAUGAAAUAAAAAUCAGAAUUGCUUGAUUCCCAACGGGCGUCCCUCGAGCAUGGAAUGACAAGAGCUUCUAAAAGGUCGCGUCUUUACUAAUGCACUAGUCGCAUUCAGGAAACAAACCUUCUCUUUCAAUUACCGCCCAGCUAAAAGUUCUCGUCUGUUCCGAAAAUCGCUGCUGUUAAUCAAAUCAAAAACUACUCGACAAAUUAAAACGGGCGAAAACCAGCUACUUGAAAAGUGAACGAAUGCUACCUGCCACCUUUCAAGGACUUUUUAAGUGCGCUAAACGCCUCAUUCAAUCCCUAUUGACUCGUAAAUCACGCUCGGUAUAUAUUUAUACAUAUAUAAAGUAUAUUGGGUCUGAAAAGAGGGCAGGUGUAUGAAAAAAAAUAUUUUCAUGGCAUUUUUUAAAACAAAAUUAAAAACAAAAGUAAACACAAAGAAAAGUAAAAAAAUUUAUCGACUUAUCAAAAGCCAUCACCGGAACGGCAAUAUGUACCGGAUUACGGAUUUCUUCUAUAAUCAGAGAUGAACAAAAUCGUAAGCGUAACAGAUUUCCAGCUGAGUAAAUGAUGAUUGACAGUUAACAAUACGGCGUUCGUUUGAAGUACGACCGAAUGAAUUUGACGAGAAGCGUUCGGUCAAUUAGUAUUUUGACAUGGGCGCCUGAUCGCCAUUGUCAUUUCGCAUCUGUUGAUAUAAUUGUGUCCGAUAGAUUAUUUAAUCUACUUAAGAUCUUUAUGUUUGCAGAUUCACAAAAAGAUGGCCAAAAUGAGCAGCAAAACGGAUUGGAUCAAAAGAAUAAACCGAGAAAAAAGCGAUCCAGAGCCGCAUUUUCUCAUGCUCAGGUCUUUGAACUUGAGAGACGAUUUAGCCAUCAAAAAUAUUUAUCGGGACCGGAAAGAGCUGAUUUGGCACAGGCUUUAAAACUAACAGAAACUCAAGUGAAAAUUUGGUUUCAGAAUAGACGAUACAAAACUAAAAGAAAACAAAUGGCGGAACAAGCCACAAUUGCCCAACAAGCUAGAAAAGUAGCAGUGAAAGUUCUUGUUAAGAACGAUAGGAGGUUGUUCGAGAACGAGACGUUGCGUAACUUUAUCUACCCAACAGUUCCUGUACCAGGAUUAUCAUUCUUUCAUCCUUCACUUUUAUAUCCACCCGCUUUUAAUUCACCGCAACCUGCUCAUCACUCGUCCAGUUAA